Molecule: messenger RNA, 720 nt
Organism: Parnassius mnemosyne (clouded apollo)
Lineage: Eukaryota; Metazoa; Arthropoda; Insecta; Lepidoptera; Papilionidae
Source: the annotation of a GenBank genome assembly
AUGCGAUCAUCGCCUGGAGCGGCUCUUAAUGCAAUUCUGGAUCUAACGCCCCUUGAUCUUUACUUAGACAAGGAGGCGAAGGCUAGUUUGUAUAGGAUUAAUGGUCAGGGAAGUUUGAGCUUGCUUUUCUAUAGAUUGAGAUCCAUGCUUGAAUCAAUCAAGGAAACACCGGUCUUAUGCAUGAUCUCAGAUAUCAUGCGUCCACUAUGUACUUUUAACAAAAAGUAUACAGUGGAACUACCCCCCAGAAAAGACUGGCUGAAAGGACAAGUCAUCUUUGAGGUCGGUAGCCUUAUAUGGUUUACCGAUGGGUCAAAAAAGGGCCUCAACGUAGGCUUUGGAAUUUAUGAGGAGAGACCCAAAUUCAAACUUAGUAUGAAUUUGGGUAGAUUCACCUUUAUCUUCCAGGCAGAAAUUAUCGCCAUACUUCAGUGUGCGGAAAUCAAUCUGCAAAAAUACUACGUUAAUCAUAUAAUCUAUAUUAACUCUGAUAGUCAAGCAGCACUGCUAGCGCUGAGAUCAAACUUGGUGAACUCGAAGCUAGUUGGAGACUGCGUGAACAGCCUAAACGCAUUGAGAGGUAAUAACAAGGUAGUUUGGGUUCCGGGUCAUGCGGGUAUUGUAGGCAAUGAAACUGCCGACAAGAUCGCACGGGAGGGCUCAAACAGUACAAAAUUUGGACCCGAGACAUUUUGUGGAAUCUCAAAAAGCCUCGCCUGA